AACAUAGGUGCAAAGUGGAAAAUGUCAAGUGCAUCAUAUGAACCAGUGGAGAGGGCCCAUCACUUUACUGUACAGGUAGGCCACAACUUGUACAUGUGGGGUGGGAGGCAGUCUGAUCUUCCUGAAGUACACAGUAAUGAGAAGAAGAAAGCAAUGUGUUCUGUAGUGGAGGUGUGCAAUUUAAAGAGUGGUAGGUGGAAACGAAAACCUACCACUAGUGACCCUCCACUUGGUGUCCGUUCCUAUGCUGCUGCUGUCAUUAGAAAUGAAAUAUUCUUUUUCGGAGGCUGGUGUGGUCAUGAUGACUGUUAUCAUAAUAGUUUGUUCAGUUUUAAUAUUGAUACCUUAAAUUGGAAGGAACUGUCUCCUACUACAUCGCGUCAUGGUCCUAUGAUGAGGGUCCAAUGUGGUAUGACUGCAGUAAGAUUUAGUGAUGAAGACUGUCUUGCUGUAAUUGGAGGCUUUGGACCAUGUUGUAAUAAUACCCCACCACAACCUGGUGCCCAGUACAAUAAUGGUCGAUGCAACGAAGUACAUUUGUACAAAUUAAAAACUGGUGAAUGGACUUCACCAACCGUCACUGGAGAUAGACCACCUCCUAUUGAUGCAUUCACCUUAACAUCAAUAAAUAAUACCACUGCUAUAUUGUUUGGUGGUAGUAGUGGUGAUAAAAAGACUAAGGACGUAUAUAUAUUAGAAUUUACUGACACAUCAGUGAAUUGUACAAAGUUUUCUAAACCUGGAAGAUUUGUACGUUGGCCUAAGGGGAGGUGGGGUCAUUCUAGUGUAUUAAUCAACUGUAGCUCAGGACCACACCUGCUAGUGGUGGGUGGAUCUCAUACCAAAGACUGUUGGUUGUUGAAUGUAAGCAAAAUGGAAUGGAAAGAACUAAAUAUACCAGACAGUGUCACUAAUAGAUAUUAUCAUUCUCUCUCAGUUUGGAAUGAGACACAGACCACUCACUGGAUAAUUGAGUUUGGAGGAUUGAAAGGUGAUUCAAUACUCAGUAAUACGGCAUUUAUUGAAACUAUAUCUCGUGAUGAUUUGGUAGUGCAAUCAGUACUGGACAUUAAUGAAUAUCAGAAGAGAAGAGUACUGGAGGGACUUGAACCAGAUAAAGAUAUUCUGGACAAGAAGCCCCGAAAAGAUGACCUCCUUAGACUAUUCCAAAGUUCUGAUUCCCAUUUUUCAACUAUUGGUACUGCACUUGGUGUGAAAGUGGAUGACCUUAUGCAUAGUCCAAUGUCAGCCUCUGAUAAGCUGAUACUUGUAUUUCAGAGAUGGAUAGACUCCAAUAAUGACGUGACCUGGAGGAAGGUCCUGCAAGUUUGUAAUGAUUAUCCAGACCAACUUGGAAAAGCCAAAGCUCAUGUGAAAGGAUUUCUGAGCCUGUGAUAACUAUUAGCCUUUUCCUGUAUGACUCUUAUUAUUAAUGAUACUAGUUUUUAUGUCCUUUCAGAAAUAAUUAUUUUUAAUUUAAUUUUUAUAAUAGAUGACAAAAUUGUCUCUCAUAUUUAAAA
Amphimedon queenslandica is the source of this 1520-nucleotide messenger RNA. RefSeq names its product kelch domain-containing protein 1-like. Bases 22 to 1395 code for a protein of 457 amino acids. NCBI's taxonomy places the organism in Eukaryota, Metazoa, Porifera, Demospongiae, Haplosclerida, Niphatidae. Gene Ontology annotation, molecular function: protein binding. The transcript is spliced from 9 exons. The record is from RefSeq and is a predicted model, not a curated record.